AUGCUACAUUACAAGCGCUUUUGCCAUCCUUUAGCACUGAACAUCAAGAGGUCGCGAAAGAAGAUACAGCGUGGCGAACCACCCCAGAAAAUUUCAAAGCUCGCGAUUGCUGCGGAGACAGAUGAAGAUCGCUACGACACAGCAAUACGAGUGAUUUGUUACGAGUGCCGCUUGGAUGACAUUGAUGCAUCCAGUGGCAGCCUUGCAGUCGUGGUAGAUGGGGUAAUGAAGGCCAUGACCUUCUCUAGGAAGGAAGAGAUUAAAGCCUGGGAGCAAGAGUUUGUCCCAUGCGAGCAUACGCUUUGCUUAGUGCAACAAACUCCUAAGCAGAUUGAUCAGUUCGGGGGAUUGGGAGGAAAUUCACAUGCGCUUGCGCAUUCUGACUCAACCUCGCAUGCGGUCGCCGUCAAGCUUGGUUCAAUAACUGCUGAUGGGAGCGCGGAUAUAUACUGUUACAAGUGCAAUGAAGAAAGGACAGACCCGGACCUUGCUGCUCACCUUGCUCAUUGGGGAAUCAAUCUGAGCGCACGCGAAAAAACAGAGAAAAGCCUCAUGGAGAUGCAAGUUGAGCACAAUAUGAAAUGGGAGUUCUCGACCACAUCUGCGGAUGGUCACGAGCUUACCCCGUUAUUCGGGCCUGGGUUUACAGGUUUGACCAAUCUAGGAAAUAGCUGUUAUCUUUCGAGCGUGGUACAAUGCCUCUUCUCCUCUCCAGAGUUCCAAAGAAGAUAUUAUCAUAACAGCAAAGAGCCACCUUUAUCUCAGCAACCCGCUGAGGACUUCGAGACGCAGAUGAGAAAGCUUGCUGAUGGCAUUCUUUCUGGGCGUUACUCAAAGCCCAAUGCAGACGUGAUUGCCUCGCCUGACUCUCCCGAAGUGCCCCAUCAAAAAGGGCUAUCGCCAGCAAUGUUCAAACAUCUCAUCGGUCGUGGUCAUGAAGAGUUCUCAACCAUGAGACAACAAGAUGCGUUUGAAUUCUUACUUCAUCUGUUCAAACUGAUUCAACGCACUCAAAGCCCCGAGGGCGGGGGCAAUCCCAUUGAUAAUUUUCGAUUCGCUGUUGAGCAGCGUCUACAGUGUCUGUCCUGCAAAGGAGUCCGUUACAGAAUAGAUGAGCAGGACAACGUCUCUAUUCCUGUUCCUGUGCGUCGACAGCUGGGCACUAAUAGCACAGACCCCUCUGCGGAUUCGGAGUUCGAAUCAGUGACCCUCUCUGAAUGUCUCGAUGUUUUCACUGCUAAUGAAAUCGUUGAGCUCAGCUGUCCGUCCUGUGGAAACAGCAAUGGAUUCUCGAAGCGUUCGUCAUUUAGGACAAUGCCGCAGGAACUAGUGCUAAACGCCCGACGAUUCGAAGUCGUUAAUUGGGUUCCGAGGAAAUUGGAUAUCCCAGUGAAUGUCAGCGACGAACCACUGGAUUUCAGCCCAUAUGUUGGCUCCAUGAAGGAGGAAGGCGAAAAGCUCCUACCAGAAGACGAUCCAUCCGUUAGUGGCUUCUCGCCUGAUCAGAACAUCUUAAACCAGCUUCUUGCCAUGGGUUUUCCCAAAAUUAGGUGUGAAAAGGCGCUACAUGCGACCGGCAAUUCAGAUACCGAAGCUGCCAUGAACUGGCUGUUCUCUCAUAUGGAUGAUCCAGAUAUCGAUAUACCGCUUGUGGUCAGCAAGGUUACUGGCCCCGCCAACAUGGCCCUACAGGAUCCAUCGAAAGUAAGUCAACUGAUUGAAAUGGGUAUUGAUGAGGAUCGAGCCCAAAGAGCACUGGCUGCGACAGGGGGCGAUGUGGAUCGAGCUCUUGAUUGGGUAUUCAGUCAUCCCGACGAAAGGCCUGAAUAUAAAAGUGGUGAUUGUGACUCUGGUUCUCGGCUUCCCGGCUUUAACGAAACCCCGGCUAUAUAUCAACUUCGGGCCAUUGUUUGCCACAAAGGUACAUCAGUACACGCUGGACAUUAUGUUGCAUUUGUGCGAAAGACGCUGCCGGGCCAGGAUAACCCUUCCUGGGUUAUGUUUAAUGACGAGAAAGUCGUGGGAGUUGAUGAUAUUCAAGAUAUGAAAAAGUUUGCCUAUCUAUACUUUUUCUCUCGAGUCGAGGCGUGA
This is a messenger RNA of Aspergillus fumigatus Af293, 2091 nucleotides long. Lineage: Eukaryota; Fungi; Ascomycota; Eurotiomycetes; Eurotiales; Aspergillaceae. The record is from RefSeq and is a predicted model, not a curated record.